This is a messenger RNA of Cuscuta epithymum, 828 nucleotides long. The record is from the annotation of a GenBank genome assembly. NCBI's taxonomy places the organism in Eukaryota, Viridiplantae, Streptophyta, Magnoliopsida, Solanales, Convolvulaceae.
GAGUUUUGAAUACCUCUUUUUCUUCUCAAGUUUUAUUAUACAUUCGUAUAGUAUUUCAUAGGCUUUGAACAACAUUUGGUAUCAGAGCUAGAGAGCUAUCCGAGGGCCUAAAUUGGGAGGAACAAAACAAAACAAAAAAGAGUGAAAACAAUGCAGACUGCGGGUGGUAACAAUGGGAAUUCAAUCUCCCAAUUACCUAUGUUCAAGGGUUCAAAUUACCACUUUUGGAGUUUGAAGAUGAAGACUCUCUUCAAGUCUCAAGAGCUAUGGAGCAUUGUUGAUGAAGGGUUUGAAGAUGGACAACCGGAGGAACCAGAUCAAGCCUUGAGAGAUAGAAGAAAGAAAGAUGCAAAGGCUCUCUAUUUUAUCCAACAAGCCUUGGAUGAUGAGGUCUUUCCCCGGAUUGCUGCAGCCUCAACAUCCAAGGAAGCUUGGAGUUGUAACACUUGAGAUUUAAUAUAAACGAAUUAAUAGUACUACUCAUACCAACAGAGGUGCAUCUCCUUUUAAGGGAGCUCAUCACCAAGAACUCCAAAGUUAAGCGUGCUUGCACGGGAGCAGUCUUGGGAUGGGUGACCCCCUGGGAAGUUUCUCAGGGCGCGCAUGAGUGAGGACAAAGUGCGCGGUAAAGGCUCGUGGUGGUUUGUGGGGACAGUACUAUUGGUCCGGAGUAACUACCUCAGGUCCGGUGGGGCCGGGGUGUUACAGGUGGUAUCAGAGCCUAAGGUUUUUCCGUGGGAUUUUUCCAAACGUUUAAAAAAAAAAAAAUUCUAAAUAUAUUUUUCAAGAGUUUUGUAAUGUUUCGCAAACUCCGUUUUUGAGAUGCCA